Molecule: messenger RNA, 2043 nt
Organism: Poecilia latipinna (sailfin molly)
Lineage: Eukaryota; Metazoa; Chordata; Actinopteri; Cyprinodontiformes; Poeciliidae
Gene: bmp2b
Product: bone morphogenetic protein 2b
Exons: 3
Coding region: 416-1675 (419 amino acids)
Cellular component (GO): extracellular region
Molecular function (GO): growth factor activity; cytokine activity
Source: RefSeq, a predicted model, not a curated record
CCAAUCAAUAGAAGCACUGCGGUGCGGCGCUCUCCCACAACUUCUAGAGGGCUGACACUUCAGUGCGCUUCUCUCUCAAACUUUCAGCGCCGCUUCACUUUGACUUCAGCGAGCUCUUCGUCUCUCUAAGAUGUGCAGACAAGAUUCCUUAGACUUUCAUCGAUUAUGCCAACGAGUUUCCCCAUAGACUUAACGUAGACUAUCCCCCCCCCCCCCUCUACGUAUAUAACUGAACAAGACCUAACUCAACUCACAGCUGGUGAGAAUAUGUGGCAAUCGGUGAACGGCAUGGGCUGUCUUUGGUCCCCCAAGGAUAAACAGCGUGGAUUAAACACGAAUUAAUGUGGAAUUUAUCGGAGCUCAAAGGUGGAACGACGACCGGACACAGCGCUUUCUCGUCAGGGACUGACUGAUCAUGGUCGCCGUGGUCCGCUCUCUCAUGGUACUGCUGCUCGCUCAGGUGUUGCUGGAAGGUGCUGCGGGACUCAUCCCCGAGGUCGGCCGGAGGAAGUACAACGAAUCUGGGAAGCAGAGCCCGGAGCGGUCGGAGAGCUUCCUCAACGAGUUCGAGCUUCGGCUUCUCAACAUGUUCGGGUUGGGGCGCAGACCCACCCCCAGCAAGCACGCCGUGGUGCCACAAUACAUGGUGGACCUUUACCACAUGCACUCUGCGAACGGAGACCACAGCACUAAACGACCCAAGAGCAUGGGGAAGCACGCAGAGAGGGCCGCCAGCAAGGCCAACACGAUUAGAAGCUUUCACCAUGAAGAAUCAAUGGAGGCACUGGCCAGCCUGAAAAGCAAAACAACCCAGCAAUUCUACUUCAACCUCACGUCUAUCCCUAAAGAGGAGCUCAUAACCUCCGCAGAGCUCCGCAUUUACAGGGAUCAGGUCAUUGGACCUGCACCUCCUAAGAACAGCAGCUCUACUAGUGGUGCUCUUGCAGGAGGCCUCCAUCGUAUCAACAUUUACGAGAUCUUCGGAGUUCCAAUAGGUUCCAACAGCACAGAACCUCUGGUCCGUCUGCUAGACACCAGGCUGGUUCAGGACUCUUUGAGCCGCUGGGAGAGUUUUGACGUGAGUCCUGCUGUAUCUGAAUGGACUUCAGGGAAUGGCCAGAAUCAUGGCUUCAUGGUGGAGGUGCUUCAUCCAGAGCCGACGGAGAAGGAUGCAGGCCAUUCCCGGAGAAGAAACGGGCACGUCAGAGUGAGCCGGUCCCUGCACCAGGACCAGGACUCAUGGCCUCAGGCUCGGCCCCUGCUGGUAACAUAUGGUCACGACGGCCGUGGGGACUCGGUACUCCAUACACGGGGGAAAAGGCAGGCAGCAGUCCGGAAACAACGCAGGAAGCAUCAGCCAAAGGCAAGCUGCAAAAGACAUACCUUGUACGUAGACUUCAGCGACGUGCAAUGGAACGAGUGGAUAGUGGCACCCCCAGGCUACCAUGCCUACUACUGCCACGGGGAAUGUCCCUUUCCAUUACCAGACCACCUUAAUGCAACUAAUCACGCCAUUGUGCAGACACUUGUCAACUCAGUAAACUCAAACAUCCCCAGAGCUUGUUGUGUGCCCACCGAACUCAGCCCCAUUUCGUUGCUUUACUUGGACGAAUACGAGAAGGUGAUUCUGAAAAACUACCAGGAUAUGGUGGUGGAGGGCUGUGGCUGCAGAUGAGAAACAGGUUGUGUGGACACAAAGUGUGAGUGAGCAAGAGAGAGAGAGAGAGAGACACUAAGUGUUUAAGCUCUACUAUGGACACCCAGUUUCCCAAUGAAGACAUUUAUUUAUAUGAAAGAAACAAAGUAAUAGAGAUAUUGAGAAAGAAGUGAAAGUAUAUAUGAAUAUAUUUAUGUCUACAUAAAGUUGGGAAAAAUAAAUGUUUUAAUCAAAGGAAUAUUCCUUUACUGGUUCUGAAAAAGCAUUUCUGUUGUACAUUUUGAAAUGGGUGCAAUACCACAUGAAGUAUAAUGCUCAGAUGUUUAUUUUGUAUUUAUUUCUAUUAUAACCACUUUAUUUGUAAAUAAAUAAUGUGUAUUUAUCAU